Messenger RNA from Podospora anserina S mat+, 642 nucleotides. RefSeq lists its product as uncharacterized. The annotation marks the transcript as partial. The transcript has a single exon. Lineage: Eukaryota; Fungi; Ascomycota; Sordariomycetes; Sordariales; Podosporaceae. The record is from RefSeq and is a predicted model, not a curated record.
AUGUUCCGACUCCGUCGAUAUCGCGUAUUCCUGAUAUGCGCCUUCGUCAUCACCGUCCUGCUGUACCAUGUCUCCAAGAAUUCACAAUGGGAUAGGACGCAAGAGAUAUGGCAUACCAGCACAAGACAUCGGGAGACAAAGGUCGAGACGAAACCGGCCGAGAAACCCCAGGCGCCCGUUGUUGCCAAACCGCCCGUUGUCAAGGAAGAUCCAGCAGUAGUGGAGGUCAAGCCGCCGGCGCCCAAGGUCCAAGUUGAGGAGAAACCAACGCCCGAAGUGGUAGACGACCACGACCACGACCACGGACACGGCGACACACCAGUCAAGAUCCCAAGCCUAAAGGAGGAAAGCAAGGGGAAGGGAUCCUACGAUUUGCCUACCAAACCGCCCCCCCUCAAGGGCACCCACGAGAAAGAACAGCCUCCGAAGGAUAAAUCAACAACCCCAGCCACGAUCCCCGACCGCCUCCUCGGCUCAGGAAUCGGCUCCCACAACUACGACAACACCCCCUCCGAACCUGAUCUAGAAACCACCUCCACCACAGCAGUCCACUGGACCAAACCCUCGGAAUGGUUCCCCAUCCCCCCCGAAUCCAUCAUCCCCCUCCUCACCGGCAAACCAAAGCCCAUCCCCACCAUCCAG